Molecule: messenger RNA, 1588 nt
Organism: Loa loa (African eye worm)
Lineage: Eukaryota; Metazoa; Nematoda; Chromadorea; Rhabditida; Onchocercidae
Product: pyridine nucleotide-disufhide oxidoreductase
Exons: 11
Coding region: 127-1560 (477 amino acids)
Molecular function (GO): oxidoreductase activity; flavin adenine dinucleotide binding
Source: RefSeq, a predicted model, not a curated record
AUGCCAGAGAGCCGAUAUGAUGUCUCAGUGAAUUUUGUGCGAAUACUGUCAAAUCGGAGGGAACGGAUACACAGGAGUAUAUGUCAUAACGUCAUAACGGGCACAUUAUUUCUAAAAUAACAACUAAUGGCUCCUUGCUCAUAUGUAAUAGUUGGUGGUGGUGUUGCUGCUGUAUCAUGUGUGGAGGAAUUACGAGCUGUGGAUGACAAGGCUCGAAUUAUCGUCGUAUCCAGCAGUCAACUAAUUAAAACUGUUGUCAACCAACAAAAAAUUGGCCAGUUGACGGAAUUAUUUGAUAUCGCUGAGCAACCAGUGACAAGUGUCUUUGCCGGUCUUGAUGUUACAUUCCUGAAAGCAACCGUAACUCAUUGGAACUGGAAGGAGAAAGAACUUUUACUGGAUAAUGAUCAGAGAAUUACCUACGACAAGCUGUGUAUAGCUACCGGAGGCCGGCCAAAAGCAAAGUUUCAACAUGCAUUAUCCAUUUCAAUCAGAGACACAGAAACAGUGGAUCGUUUGAGGACUCGAAUUAAGGAUGCAAAACGAGUAUUGGUAAUUGGAAAUGGCGGUAUUGCGACUGAAAUUGUGCAUGAGUUGAAAAAUAUCGAAAUUAUCUGGGCGAUACGCCAUUCUUCAAUCUCGGCAACAUUUUUCGAUGAGGGGGCUGCUGAGUUUUUUAAACCAAUGCUCAUAAAUGGCUGGAGAAAAGGACAAUCAAAGAAUACAACAUCGAAUAGAUAUCGGUUUACCGUAGAUAAUGAAAAAGAAAGUGAUGUAAUGGGUUGUGCACUUGGACCUGAAUGGGCAUCAACAGCCGAUAUCUCCGGAGCGCUUUCCGAUCGACGAGUGCAUGUAAUCUAUGAAGUCGAACUGAAAGGAUUCGUAUCCCAGGAUACUGCACAUAAUGCUAUUGUUCAGAAAGAUUGUCUUAAUUUUUCUAGUGGUGUAUGGCCUUUAUAUGUUGAAUUAACCAGUGGAGCGAUAAUUGGAUGCGACUUGAUGAUUGAGGCUACUGGAGUGCAGCCGAAUUCUGAUCUCUGGGCUCGCGAUUGUCAUCUGUUGAAUUUGGCAAAUGACGGAGGAAUAAUUGUAGACGAACAUAUGCUAUCAUCGGUUCAAGAUGUGUACGCAUGUGGCGAUGUAUGUACCGCAGGUUGGCCUUGGGCAAAACAUUGGAUGCAGAUGAGAUUGUGGACACAAGCACGCCAGAUGGGUGCAUACUGCGGUCGUGCAAUGGUAUUUGAAAAUGCAGUUUCACUUGAUUUCUGUUUCGAGAUGUUCACCCACGUGACGUCUUUCUUCGGAUUCAAGGUAAUAUUUCUGGGCCGCUUUAACGGUGAAGACGUAGAAAAACCAUUUCACGUAUUACUGCGUAUUACAAGGGACGUCGAAUAUGUGAAACUCAUCAUUACUAAUGGACGUAUACAAGGUGCAGUGCUAGUUGGUGAAACGGAUCUAGAAGAGACGAUUGAAAACCUUAUUUUGAAUCAAAUUGACAUCAGUCAAGUGGAAGAAGGUCUUCUGGAUCCAGACAUUGAAAUCGCUGAUUAUUUUGAUUGAUUUUUUAAAAUUAUAUUGGAUAAAAUUG